Molecule: messenger RNA, 1185 nt
Organism: Cantharellus anzutake
Lineage: Eukaryota; Fungi; Basidiomycota; Agaricomycetes; Cantharellales; Hydnaceae
Exons: 1
Coding region: 295-891 (198 amino acids)
Source: RefSeq, a predicted model, not a curated record
GAUUGCCCGGUCUCGGAUCGUGAACAGAAUGCACAACGGAACGAAGAACCCUCGGUACAAGCGUUUCUUCGAUAUCAGGUAAGCACCUGGAAAGUACAUAGCCAGUAUAGAGUAGCAGCAUGAAGUGAUUGGGGAGACAGCGAAGAUCCCAAUCAGCUAGCCGAAACCAACAGGACGCCCUGAGUGUUCCGACUCGAGAAGCUGGCAUGGAGGGGUCCAAAGGGCAGUAUCGACACCACUGAUUCGAGGCACAGUGUUGAGUAUUCUGGCUACUUAGCAUGUUCCGGAUCAUGCAUGUACCGCUUUGGACAACUUGAACACCCGAAUAGAGAGAUACGCCAAGACAUUGAUAUGGAUCCCAUGUUCUGUCCCACCUCCGAGACUACUUAUUUCACUUGGUUGUACAACAAAGAAAUUUGGACAAGUCGAAGGCUGGCUGCUCCAAACUUGUCCGAGUGCAUGGUUAUCCCUGAUGCAAUACACCCAUCCAGAGGAUCAGGUAGCCAGAAGAAGCUGAGGGUCAUUAUGGGGAUACUUGGAGAUAGCUUAGCCCAGAGAACUAAGGUACUCCCAUCCUCGAUCUCAGGGCGCGUUGAGCAGGAUGAGCAUACGCCAGCCAGUUAUGAUAUGGAUCAAGCCAAAAUCGAUGGAAAGGUCAAGCCGUGGCGUGUUGAACAUCGCGAGUGGGUGAUGAAACAUGCAUUAGUAAAUAACAAAAACAUAUCAACUUCCGGGCGAGAGGCUUGCCUUACUCUGAGAGGGAAUGCUAUUGCACUAGCACCACUGUGUGGGAGGCACCCGCCGGCCCGGAGGUGGCAGUUAUACUUAACCGGGAGGACCGUGCCGCCGGCAACCCACACGCUCGUGAAGGCCCGGGUAUCAAGUUCCUGAGAUCCAUGCCAGAUGAAAGUGAAGCGGACGAAGCACCGACGCCACUCUUCCGAAUCGGGUAUGUACAUCGAAGAAGUGUUCCGUUCCCCCCCGGAUCGGCGUGAUGCCCCGGGUCUCUCUCUCUCGGGGCAAUGAUGGCCUCGACCGUGGCCUCCAAUUUAAGUGCAGGAAGUUCCUUGAAGAGCCGACGUCGACGUCGACGUCGAGAUCAGGGAGUUCGGUUGUGACCCACUGGGCCCCGUCCCAAGCUCCUUCACGCCCAAACCUUCUCUUCCAACUCCACCCGUUGGUAAU